Molecule: messenger RNA, 555 nt
Organism: Lodderomyces elongisporus
Lineage: Eukaryota; Fungi; Ascomycota; Pichiomycetes; Serinales; Debaryomycetaceae
Gene: IMP1
Product: endopeptidase catalytic subunit
Exons: 1
Coding region: 1-555 (184 amino acids)
Cellular component (GO): membrane; mitochondrial inner membrane peptidase complex
Molecular function (GO): serine-type endopeptidase activity
Source: RefSeq, a predicted model, not a curated record
AUGCCGUUGUCAGAAACGAUACGAUUCGUGGGCUCCACACUUUCAUGGACAUUACGAGCAGGAUGUUUAGCGCACAUUAUACAUGAAAACGUUUACGAAUUUACAGAGACUAGAGGCGAAUCCAUGCUUCCCACUGUACAAAACCAACAUGAUUACGUUCACGCAUUUAAGCAGUAUAAAUUGGGAAGGGGGUUAGAGAUGGGCGAUUGCGUAGUUGCAGUGAAACCUAGCGAUCCAACACAUCGAAUAUGUAAACGGAUUACAGGUAUGCCUGGUGAUAUUGUUUUGGUUGACCCUUCUUCAUCUUCUGAAAUGACAAACUCUCCAGCAGAAGUGAUUUCACAUGACGGAUUCAACAAGUAUAUACAGAUACCACAAGGGCAUGUUUGGUGCACGGGGGAUAAUUUGUGUCACUCUUUGGAUUCGAGGUCCUAUGGGGUAUUGCCUAUGGGAUUGAUAACGGGGAAAAUUGUUGCGGCUAACUCAUUGGGUAAUGGCUUAAGAGGGUUUUUCAAUUUCCGAUGGAUCACAAACACUUUUCAGGACGAGAAUUGA